AUGCAGAACGUGGUGUGCUCAGGCUGUUUGUCAGCUUACGAUGUUCGUUUCAAGUGUACAACAUGUAAACCUAAAAGUCUUUUUUGUCCAAAAUGUCGCAAUCUACGACAUGAUGACCACAAAAUUGAAUUUAGCGAAAAUGAGCUUGCCCGGCGUGAAGCAGCAGAUAAAUCAAGAAACCCAGAACAAAAUACAAAUGUUAAUACAUUAAAAAUAUUCGACUUAUCUUCAGCACUAGCUGAGAAGGAAAUAAUCCAAGAAGAUGGAAAAAACGUCAAACUCGAAACUAUUUGUGCUAUUGAUGAACAUACUUUAUGGGCAUUAGGUGAUGCAACUGUCUUUUAUAUUACUUUGGGAGAGGAUUUGAAAGUUAAAAGUGACUAUAGUGCUGACAGAAUUUUUGAAAUUUCUUAUUCUAAAGCUGGAUUUCUUUACCUUACUCAAAAUGGUGAAAUAGGACGAAUCAAUUUAAAAGGAAAAUAUGAAAAGUUUGCUGACGAGUCUCCCUAUGGGUGUUGUGGAAUUUAUGCAUAUGAUUCAGGAGAUAUUGUGGUUGGGGUUAUAGAAAAUGAGACUGAUGCAGAACCAUUCCAUAAGAUUGUUAUGUACAACACAAAUGGGGAAUUGACGAAUUAUUUCCAAUAUAAUAUUGUCGAUACGCCUGACUUUAUUGAUGCUUUGCCUCAACAAAUUACUGUUAAUCCAUUGAAUGGAGACAUUAUAAUAAUAGACUGGAAUUGUGAAGUUUCAACUCGAGUUGUUGGCUUAUCUAAAACAGGGAACAUUCAUUGGAUGUUUCAUGGACCGUUCGAUGAACCUGAUGAGAUUUUUUGUCCAGAUGCCGUAGCUUGUGCGGAUAGUGGCCGUGUACUCAUACUUACUGAUAAGACUUUGCUAGUAUUGUCUCAAGACGGCAAUCUUGCUUAUAGGAAACCAAUUGAUUUAGAAAGUAUUGACUGUCUAACAAACAUUGGGAAAUAUUUAUAUUUUGUUGCAAGCGAUGGUUUUAAAAUCCACAAACUUUCUAUCACAUGUGUAUAA
This is a messenger RNA of Mytilus trossulus (common blue mussel), 1041 nucleotides long. RefSeq lists its product as uncharacterized. The coding region runs from base 1 to 1041 and encodes 346 amino acids. The record is from RefSeq and is a predicted model, not a curated record. The transcript has a single exon. Lineage: Eukaryota; Metazoa; Mollusca; Bivalvia; Mytilida; Mytilidae.